AUGUUCGGCGUUGCGAGUGGUGCGACGGGCCCCACGGCAUUCGCCACCAUCACCACCAGAACCGAGCCCCUCGCAACCGCCAGCGACGACACGCCGGCGGCGGUUGUCGCCGCCGCUGCCGCCGGGAGGGCGCCCGCCGCCGUGUUCAGCGGUGGCCCGAGGGGGUUCGCCACCGUGAGCAGCAGGGGGGACGACGGCGCCGCCGCUGAGAACCCUUUCUCCGCCAAGGCGGCGCUGAUCAGAUACUGGUCGAGGAAGGUCCCCAACGGGCGGCCCAAGCCGGCAUUCCUCCUCUCCAAGGCCUCCCCAUUGUCCGGCGCAGAGGCCGCCCUCUAUGAGCGCCUCGCGUCGGUGCCGAGCGCGCUGGCGGAGCGCCUUCCGUCUUUCUGCUCCGCGGCGGCGCUCUUCUGCUUCCCCGAACUGGCCGCGCCGCUGGACCAGCGCGGCGGCGCUGCCAACUUCGCCGUGUACAGCAGCAAGGACUUCUCCAACUACGCCACCGGCAAGGUCGGCGGCGCCAGCUCCUUCAAGAACUACUCCGACAACGAGAACGUCCCCAUCGACUCCUUCCGCCGCUACAGCCGCGGCUCCUCCGCCCACGCCGAUGGCUUCGCCAACUACGCCCCAAACGGCAACGUCGUCACCGCUAACUUCACUAGCUACGCCACCGGCGCCGCCGGCGGCACCGGCGACUUCACCAACUACGACCGCGGCUCCAACGUCCCCGACCUCAAGUUCACCAACUACGAUGCCGACGCCGACGGCCGCGUGCAGUCCUUCAGCAGCUACUCCGACGACACCAACGCCGGCGACCAGUCCUUCUCCGGCUACGGCAAGCGCGGCGUCGGCGUUCCCCUCACCUUUAAGAGCUACGCCACCAACUCCAACGUCAUCGGAUCCACCUUCCGCAACUACGGCGAGGAGGGAACCUCCGGGAACGACACAUUCACCAAUUACGGCUUCAACGGGAACGUGCCGGAGAACAGGUUCUCCAGCUACGGCAGCGCCGGCCAUGGCGGCUCGGAGAGCUUCUCCAGCUACCGGGAGCAGUCCAACGUUGGCGACGAUAGUUUCUCCUCCUACGCCAAAGGCGUCACUGGCGGCGCCGCCGCGUCCUUCUCCGGCUACGGCCAGUCCUUCAACCUCGGCAGCGACACCUUCGCCGGCUACGGCGAGCAGGCAGUCGGCAAGACCCCCGUCGGGUUCACCACCUACGGCGAGAACACCACCUUCAAGGACUACGCCGACAAGAAGUCCGUCUCCUUCAAGGCCUAUAACGUCUCCUCCUCCUCCGCCACCACUGCGACGGCGGCAGCGACAGCGACGGCGACGGCGAUGGAGAAGAAGACGAGCAGGUGGGUGGAACCUGGGAGGUUCUUCAGGCAGAGCAUGCUGAAGACGGGCACGGCGAUGGCGAUGCCGGAUCUCCGGGACAGGAUGCCUCGGCGGGCAUUUCUCCCCCGUUCCAUUGCGCAGAAGCUCCCCUUCUCCACAGCCCGCUUGGAGGACAUGAACAGGGCCUUCAACGCGACGCCGGACACGGCGCUGGCCAAGGCCAUGGCCAGCACGGUGGCGGAGUGCGAGCGAGCCCCCAGCAGGGGGGAGACGAAGCGGUGCGCCACCUCCGUGGAGGACAUGAUCGACUUUGCGACGGCGGUGCUCGGAAGCGACGUGGUGGUGCGGUCGACGGAGAGCGCCGCCGGGUCCCGCCGGAGCGUCGUGGUGGGGAAGGUCACCGGAGUCGACGGGGGAAGGGUGACGCGAGCGGUGUCCUGCCACCAGAGUCUCUUUCCCUUCCAGGUCUACUACUGCCACUCCGUCCCCAAGGUGAGGGUCUACGAGGCGGAGAUUCUCGCCGGCGCCGCCGAGAAGAUCAACCACGGGGUGGCCAUCUGUCACCUCGACACGUCGGAGUGGAGCCCCGGGCACGGGGCUUUCGUGGCCCUCGGUGACGGGCCAGGUCGGAUCGAGGUGUGCCACUGGAUCUUCCCGGGCGACAUGACGUGGACGGUUUCUGAUUGA
Molecule: messenger RNA, 2022 nt
Organism: Spirodela intermedia
Lineage: Eukaryota; Viridiplantae; Streptophyta; Magnoliopsida; Alismatales; Araceae
Source: the annotation of a GenBank genome assembly